AUGCAUCACAACAGCUCGGGCAACCUUACAGCCUCCGAAGCACCGUCCACUCCAAAGGCGAUGGACGAGCUGAUAGUCACCUCGGCUUUCGGCACCGUUUUGUCCUUCAUGUAUGUGACCGGCGUGGCAGGGAAUGUCUACACUCUGGUGGUGAUGUGCCACUCCAUGAGAUCCGCUGCAUCCAUGUAUGUCUCCAUAGUGAACCUGGCGCUGGCAGACUUGCUCUACCUCUCCACUAUCCCUUUCAUCGUUUGCACUUACUUUGUCAAGAACUGGUACUUUGGGGACAUGGGCUGCCGGAUCCUGCUCAGCCUCGACCUGCUGACCAUGCAUGCGAGCAUCUUCACGCUGACCAUCAUGUGCACCGAGCGCUACAUGGCCGUGGUGAAACCGCUGGACACGGUGAAACGAUCCAAAGGUUACAGGAAGGCGACUGCCGGGGCGGUUUGGUUGGUCAGCUUGCUGCUGACCCUCCCUGUCAUGAGUAUGGUCAAGCUGCAGGAGACCAUGAGGGAGAACGGCAGCAUCAAACGGAUGUGUGCCCCAACUUGGAGUCGAGAAUCUUACACCAUUUACCUGACUGUACUUUUCAGCACCAGUAUCGUGGCGCCGGGGGUUAUCAUCGGCUAUCUGUACACACAGUUAGCACGGACCUACCUGGAAUCCCAGAGGAACACUCUAGCGAAGAGAGAGAAUAAGAAGUCGUCCAAACAGCGAGUGGUCUUCAUGAUAUUCAGCAUUGUCGUUGUUUUCUGGGCGUGUUUCUUACCUUUCUGGCUUUGGCAGCUCAUCCGCCUCUACUGCAAAUCUUUAAAUCUGACUCUAAGGACAAUAACUUGCAUCAACUAUUUUAUGACCUGCCUGACCUACAGUAAUAGCUGCAUUAACCCUUUCUUGUACACCCUGCUGACCAAAAACUACAAAGAGUAUCUGAAAAAUAGACACAGACAUUUUCAAAGGUCAGGUUCCACGUCCUUUAAAAAGAACGCCAAUCUACGGCCAUCCAUAAAAUCCAUCUCCUCCUGUAACCAGGACAGCAACUCUUCUGAAUCAGUAGCCAUGACUCAUUUAAAAGGGUCGAAAUGA
Molecule: messenger RNA, 1086 nt
Organism: Carcharodon carcharias (great white shark)
Lineage: Eukaryota; Metazoa; Chordata; Chondrichthyes; Lamniformes; Lamnidae
Product: urotensin-2 receptor
Exons: 1
Coding region: 1-1086 (361 amino acids)
Biological process (GO): neuropeptide signaling pathway; blood vessel diameter maintenance; regulation of blood pressure
Cellular component (GO): membrane
Molecular function (GO): urotensin II receptor activity
Source: RefSeq, a predicted model, not a curated record